CCCAGUGGGGUGACGUCAUCCUUCAACAUGGCCGUCUCUUGCUGCCGAUAAAAUGAAGUUGGUGUGUGUCGUCGCAUCCUGAAUUUUAUCCAGUUAACGCAGUUCAAGAUUUUCAAAGUCAGCAAGAUAUUCUCAUCGUUAGGAACAGGUUCCUGAACGCCACAAUCCCAUUGCCUGUGGGUUGAAAAUCGGAUGUUGGAUAGCAGUCGGUAGCUGUGUUGUGCAAGCAUGGCCAGGCGUGAUGCAGCCCAGUUUGACGAUGCAUUUGAGGAUGCAGAGAGUGACAUUGUGAAUCCCAAAUCCAGCCUGGAUGCUCACCUCAACAUGGAUGCCAUCACCUCGUCGAUUCGCAGCAACGGAGAGCUGCCCGAGUCGGAGAAGUCGGAGUCCCAGUGCGGGGAGGAGGUUGUGCCAGAGGAGAUGAAUGGUGCCUUGGAAGGGGAGGAGGACCAGAUGGAAGGGUAUUACGAGAAUGAGGAAGAAAGCCAUCAACCCAGGGAGAACUUGCAUCAAGAGCUGGAUGCAAAUGAGUACUACGCAGAGCCAACCAAUCAGUUCCACACAGGCAUGACAGGAGAGGACAUGACAGAGAGUGAUAACGACAGAGAUUACCAAGGGGAGGUGGAGGCAGAAGAGGAGGACAUUCUCACAAGUGAGGGACAUUAUGCCGAAGAUGCCCCUCAGGAUGAGCAGCAACUCCCUCCCGACCAGGAGGAGGGGUCACCUAGGGAGGGCGAAGGAGCAGAAGAAGAUAACAUGGCUGCUGAAGUUGAAGGGGAUUUCAGUAGAGACACCAGGGUGGAGGGGAUGCAGUAUGGGAGUGAGGAUGAAGAAGAAGCAGAAGGGGAGGACUUCUUCGAGGAGGUGGAAGAUUUCUAUCUGGGGGAGCCCCAGCCAAAGCCACAGUUUGCUCCAGAGGAGGAGCUGCCUCAGUCGGAGCAAGCAGAGAGUGAUUCUUAUGAGCCAGUAUCACAGGCCCAUCUAGAUAACCAAGCAACUCAUUUCAGUCAGUCGAACACAGCAGAUGCAUAUGACUGCCACCGUGAACCGGAUCAGAUCUGCGAGGAAGAACCGAUUGAGGAUCAGCUCGAAACUGCAGAGCAAGAUGGUCUGCCACUUAAAGAAGCCACUUAUGAUAUAGAGAGGUAUGGAGAAGAGAUGGCAGUCUCACAUGCCGUCGUUGAUCAAAGUCAGAGUGAUUCAGCUGAGGCAGAUCAAGAGGACUUUAGUCCAGCUCUCAGUGACCGAGGUUAUCCAAAUGAGCCUCCUGCUGAUGAGAGCUUUACCCCUGAACAAGCUGAGGAUGACUCUCUAGAUUCAAGUAAAGACUUUACUAAGGAGAAUAAAUUCAUCAACGUGGUACACCCAAAUGUAAGUAGAUUCCCAGAGCGUAGAGAAGAGCUGCCCAUAAAUGCACCAAAGUCAGACAAUGAUAGUACUCACAAACCAGUUCGACAACUUGCAAGCAAUCAGGAGGUCAUCCCUCCUAAAACUGUCCGUCCAAAGAGUCCACAGAGGUUGGGGCACCCAACUCCUUGGCCUACUACCGGUACAUCUGCAAACACCAGUACUACUGCGCAUUCCCAAAGAGGUACAACUUCUCCACCUCAACUGGCCUCCACAACUCAACCUAGAGAUGCCAAGAGUACUAAGCCAACCGCAAGGCAACCAACUGGUCAAACUCCAAGAAGCCCAACACGACGAGUGCCUACAAGACAGCAGCCAGCAGCACAGACAUCGACCGCAGCACCACCAGCUAAAACAUCCCCUACUAGAGCUGCCCCUGCAAAAAAGCAGCAGGAGAGAUACGAACUGAGCAAGAGCGACCCUAGGGGAGUUGGUCCUGGACAAGCUCAAAGAAGACAAGCCCCUGAAUCAAAGAAUGAGGUCAGUCAACAGAGGAUGCACCAAGACAAGCCGAUGGAGAAGCCAGCUGAGGCUCAAAAACCACUCCCUGUUCCUGGUGGGGCCAGGCCAGUGGCCUCCUUGAAAUCCCGAUUUCAGGACGAGAUGAAGGAAAUCUUUGAUUUAGAGAAAAACCUAUCUUCUAGUACUUUCAUUAAUCCUGCUCAGGAAGCUGGCAGGUGGACUCAGAAUGGACAAAAUGUCAAGAAUGGAACACCUACCGGGCAGAGAACUAGUCCGGUGCGUGCUCGUCAUAAUGAGGAGUAUGCAGCUGUGUCAUCACUAAGACCAGCAGUUGAAAGGUCCAGUGGAGGAUUGAGUACACCAGGCAGGGCCCAGUCAGCAUCGCAGCAUUCAGGCCAGCUUUCACCACAACCAGCAGGCGCCAAGACACAGGCACCCAAAAGAUCUUCUCCACCUGCCAAACGAAUCAGCAGUUCACCACGAAUUCAAGCAGCUCAGCCAGAGCCCCCACGGAAUAACUCCAAUGCCAAUAAUCCACCAAGGGCCAACCCUGGUUCUAGUGCCUUGCAGAGGGGCAGGGGCGCUGACAAGUAUAACUUCAAUAUGAGUGAACUGUCAGACGGUGCCAGUGGGGAGGUGGUUUUUGAUGACUGUGACGAGUGUGGAGCCUACCUUGAUGAGCGCAUGGGUGGCUCCACUAGCCCGGAUGUUCCUACCAAAAGGUUAAGCAAACCAGUCAAUGGCUCAGUAUCCCAGGAGAGGCCACGAUCCUUGAGACGUCGCAACAGCUACGAGAUGGCAAAUCGUGAAUCAAGCAGUGAAGACGAGGCAGAUGAAGGCGAGUACAGAGUCGAUGAAGGGUAUGCCGCUGGUAGUGCUGAAGAUGGCAGCACCCCAUCCCAUCAGCAUCCUACUCGUAAAGAAGAUCUUGCAGGGUCCUCUUCAGGAGGGAAGUAUGAUCUGGAUGUUGAUGGCAGUACUGACAGCGACGACAGGGCUCCAGUCAUCCCGCCGACUGGUGUUGAUGAAAAUCUCUUGGCCAGGCUAGCAGCUAGGGAGCUAGCCAAUCUAUGGAAGUCCAACGACAAGAACAAGCAGAGUGCUGGCUCAGACAGCGGUGUCCAACCAGACAGCAGUAGGCAAUCAUCUGAGUACUCAGGUCCCAGCCCUCCAACAACACCACAAGAGCUUACUGUAGGUGGAGUUAAGCAGGAUCAGCAGCGCAAGCCCAACAUGCCAAACGUCAGUCCCAUGGAGUAUGAUGUGGUGGGCGUUCGCCUGGCUGGCCAUGCUGAGAGCAAUGUCAGUGCAGGCAAUCUUCCACCCCACCCAGAGGAGGACCAGUUCUCAGAUGCCGAUGAAGAAGAUGAGCCCAAGUCUGGUGGUGGUGGAGGUGGCAGCGCAUCGGUGCCAGACAAAUUCCCCGAGAGGUUUAAUUUCAGUCCAGGCUACAAAAAUCUCAAUCUGGGAAGUCCAGUUGCUGGGAGGUAUCCCCCUAAGCCUGUGAAAGAGACCCUACCACCUCCUAAACCGGUGGAUGUCAAAGAUGCCAUGAAGGAGCUCCAACAAGCCCUUUCGACCAGCAAGACAGCUUCUAUGAAGACUCCAUCAUUCUACGUCCAGGAGCAACUGCCGCAGCCAAUCUGGGUGAUGCAGCCAGAGACAGCGCAGAGAGCUGCUGACGAAGACAGGAGACGGAGGAUCAUGGAGGAACGUAAGAAAAGACAGGAGGAGUUGCGCGUCCUGCGGCUGAAGCAGCGUGAGGAGUACAUGCAGAGCACCGACCCGCAGUGCUACCAGCACAUAGUUACCGAUGAAGAUGAGGAGACGGACGAAGGGCUAGAGAGCCGACAGCUCAUCUCAAGCCAGGACCAAGCCGGGGGUAACUACCUGAACAAGCAGCGGCUGGUCAUCGAACCGGACAUGCGGGCUCCAGAUCUCCCUCCUGCGCCAGGACGAAUUCAAGAAUGUAAGUACAAACCAAUUAUUUCAUCCUAUCCCCCUGUUUAUUACAGAAUUUUAGAAUCCGUUCUAUUUAUAGUCAUGCACGUAGCUUAUUUACAAUUACCGUUGUUAGUAAAACUUCCCUGGAACAGCAGUUUGGCCAGAGAUCUGAGAUUACAAACAGAAGAUGUUUAUAUUACAUCAGAAAUUGCUUAUCACUUUUCCGAAAUGUUUACAUCAUGUUCCCAUACAAAGUAGAUAAGAAAAACUAUGUUGUCGAAA
Molecule: messenger RNA, 4095 nt
Organism: Patiria miniata (bat star)
Lineage: Eukaryota; Metazoa; Echinodermata; Asteroidea; Valvatida; Asterinidae
Product: treacle protein-like
Exons: 5
Coding region: 229-4071 (1280 amino acids)
Source: RefSeq, a predicted model, not a curated record